CGGCGGAAAUGACGUAUGCUUCCUUCCGGUUGUGGUAGUCUCUCCUUAAAACAGUCGGUGCUAAUCAUGAUGCUAAUGUUUAUGUCUAAGUUUAUGUCCUGGGCCCGAGCCAUGGCGCAGAGGAGCGAGUAUUUACAGAAGUGUAUUUCGGUACGUCCACAAUACGCGUCUGAUUAAAAAAAACAACAGCGUUGUAGUCGUGAGGCUGUGUCACUGUAGGUCCAGGCCAUGGCUCCUGUGGCUUUGCUCGUGGCUCUCGCACUUCUUCCGCGUAUUCUCUGCGCACAGGUUCCGCCGCCAGAGAAGCUCACCGCCCGGGCUCUGAACACAAACUACACUCUGCUCUGGACCUGGUCUGGGAGCAAUGGGCAGACUGCCUCUUUUACGGUUCAGUACACUGGGACAUACCGAAAAGCAAGGAAGGAUCCAAAGUGGAAACCUGCGUGUGAGAAGACGUCAAACAUGUAUUGUGACCUCAAUCCUCUGAACCUGCAUUACCUGGGUAUCUAUACACUCCGGGUCUGUGCCACUGUGAAUGGACUCAACUCUGAGUGGGUUUCUUUGGAUUUCGCCCCAGCUAAAGAUGCUGCAGUGGGACCCCCCACCAUAGUGUCUGUCUCUCCUGCUGGUAGUGACCUGGAAGUGUCGAUCUCAGAGCCUCAAACCAACAACAACACCUCUAUGAAGGAGAAAAUCUCUUCUCUGUACUACAGGUACACGUACUGGGAAGAUCACAUAGGUUCUAAGAUACCACAGGUUCUAGACAGCCCCAAUACAAGGGUUGUUAUGGAAAACCUGCUGUCCUGGACCAAGUACUGUGUCUGUGUCCAGUCUUGUACUAUUGAACCCAACAGAACAAGUACCUUCACAGAACCAGUCUGCACCAGCACCAAUGGUGGACUGAGCUGGGCGCAGAUCAGUCUGAUCUUUUUCACAUGUUUGUGUAUUGUAUUCCUGCUCGUGUUUGGAAUAGUGUUUGGAUGUUUUCACUGCCACAGACUCUUCAAAAACAGCUUUAAUCCCAAAGUCACUCUACCUAGUUUCCUCAAUGACUUUGGCAUCUCUCCGUCUCUCCUGGGUCCAGACCGGCACUCAGAACUCCACUGUGAUCUUCUCUCAGUGAAUUCUCCCUCCCCUCAGCAAGUGCUCUUCAGUGGGCGACACAGUCUGCAGAGCAGCAGUGAGGACUCUGGGAUUUACACCUCCACCAGUGACAAGAGCACAUCAGCCCAGAAUUCUGCUCCCUGCUCUGAACUCACAAAUGACCUGGAGGGCUCUCUGGGUCUAAGACUACAAGAUAUAGACUUGCCUCAAAAACAUAUUAACUUUGUUGCAGAUGAGGGCUUUGGUGACAAUACAGUGACAACAGAGUGUCAACGAUAAAGAAAUAUAUAAGUUCUAUAACGGCACACAGAAUUUUUCAGAGAAAUGAGGACUUUUUAAUUGGGGAGUACAUUUACAUGGACUAUAGAUAACUAAUCAACUGAUUUUUUUGUCUGGGUUAAAAUCUGAUCAUUGAUAUGACCUGGUGGCCUGGCUCAGUUAAUCAAUGGAUUGUUGCAACAAUUAUUUUUAAAAUGAUUCUUUCAUGUUUGUCUUUGCCACAUUAGCCUGCCUUUUAUGCAUAUUUGUUGCCUUGUCAAAACCUGCACAUGUGAACAAUCAGAAAAAAAUCUGAUUACCCACAUCAGUUUAUAUGACUUUACAGAAAUCCGAAUGCCAUUUUUGGUGCGUCCUGCUGCCCAAACCCCACCUCUGGGGUUUAGGCAGCAGGACCCCACCUCUGGGGUUUAGGCAGCAGGACACACCAGUCAAUAAUCCUCCCAUUGUAACCUGGUAUUUAGAAUUUCCUGUCAGCAUUUGUCUACCAAUCAUCCUCAGAGUCUGGAUACUGUAUAAAAAAGUGUCUAUUAAACUACAAGAUCUCUCCAAUAGUUAAACAAUGUAUACUUU
Molecule: messenger RNA, 1953 nt
Organism: Periophthalmus magnuspinnatus
Lineage: Eukaryota; Metazoa; Chordata; Actinopteri; Gobiiformes; Gobiidae
Product: interferon alpha/beta receptor 1a-like
Exons: 2
Coding region: 229-1383 (384 amino acids)
Molecular function (GO): protein binding; interferon receptor activity
Source: RefSeq, a predicted model, not a curated record